AUGGUCAGCUCCUGUUGUGGCUCCGUCUGCUCUGACCAGAGCUGUGGCCCAAGUCUCUGCCAGGAGACCUGCUGCCAGCCCAGCUGCUGCCAGACCACCUGCUGCAGGACCACCUGCUGCCGCCCCAGCUGCAAUGUGUCCAGCUGCUGCCGCCCCGUCUGCUGCCAGACCACCUGCCGCCCCAGCUGCGGCUGCUGCCAGCCUAUCUGCUGUCGCCCCUCCUGCUGCAUCUCUAGCUGCUGCUGCCCCUCUUGCUGUGGGUCCAGCUGUAGUUCCAGCUGCUGCAGGCCUACUUGCUGCAUCUCCAGCUGCUGCAAGCCCCAGUGCUGCCAGCCUGUCUGCUGCAGGCCUACCUGCUGCAUCUCCAGCUGCUGCAGGCCCCAGUGCUGCCAGCCUGUGCCUACCUGCUGCAUCUCCAGCUGCUGCAGGCCCCAGUGCUGCCAGUCUGUGUGCUGCCAGCCCACCUGCUCCCGCAUCUCCAGCUGCUGCCGCCCCUCUUGCUGUGGCUCCAGCUGCUGCCGCCCGAGCUGCUGCCUGCGCCCAACCACCUGCUGCAGGACCACCUGCUGCCGCCCCAGCUGCAGUCCCACCUGUCCUCGUCCCACCUGCUGCAUCUCCAGCUGCUGCAGGCCCCAGUGCUACCAGCCUGUGUGCUGCCAGCCCACCUGUCCUCGUCCCACCUGCUGCAUCUCCAGCUGCUGCAGGCCCCGCUGUUGCCAGCCUGUGUGCUGCCAGCCCACCUGCUCCGGCAUCUCCAGCUGCUGCCGCCCCUCUUGCUGUGGCUCCAGCUGCUGCCGCCCAAGCUGCUGCCUGCGCCCAGAGACCUGCUGCCAGCCCAGCUGCUGCCAGACCACCUGCUGCAGGACCACCUGCUGCCGCCCCAGCUGCAAUGUGUCCAGCUGCUGCCGGCCGGUCUGCUGCCAGCCCACCUGCCCUCGUCCCACCUGCUGCAUCUCUAGCUGCUACCGCCCCUCCUGCUGUGGGUCCAGCUGUGGUUCCAGCUGCUGCAGGCCUACUUGCUGCAUCUCCAGCUGCUGCAGGCCCCACUGCUGCCGCCCCUCCUGUUGUGUUUCCAGCUGUGGUUCCAGCUGCUGCAGGCCUACUUGCUGCAUCUCCAGCUGCUGCAGGCCCCAGUGCUGCCAGCCCACCUGCCCUCGCCCCACCUGCUGCAUCUCUAGCUGCUGCCGCCCCUCCUGCUGUGGGUCCAGCUGUGGUUCCAGCUGCUGCAGGCCUACCUGCUGCAUCUCCAGCUGCUACAGGCCCCACUGCUGCCAGACCACCUGCUGCAGGACCACCUGCUGCCGCCCCAGCUGCAGUGUGCCCAGCUGCUGCCGGCCGGUCUGCUGCCAGCCCACCUGCCCUCGCCCCACCUGCUGCAUCUCUAGCUGCUGCCGCCCCUCCUGCUGUAGGUCCAGCUGUGGUUCCAGCUGCUGCAGGCCUACUUGCUGCAUCUCCAGCUGCUGCAGGCCCCAGUGCUGCCAGCCUGUCUGCUGCAGGCCUACCUGCUGCAUCUCCAGCUGCUACAGGCCCCAGUGCUGCCAGCCUGUGUGCUGCCAGCCCACCUGCUCCCGCAUCUCCAGCUGCUGCCGCCCCUCUUGCUGUGGCUCCAGCUGCUGCCGCCCGAGCUGCUGCCGCCCGAGCUGCUGCCUGCGCCCAACCUGCUGCCAGCCCAGCUGCUGCCAGACCACCUGCUGCAGGACCACCUGCUGCCGCCCCAGCUGCAGUGUGCCUACCUGCUGCAUCUCCAGCUGCUGCAGGCCCCGCUGUUGCCACCCCGUCUGCUGCCAGCCCACCUGCCCUCGUCCCACUUGCUGCAUCUCUAGCUGCUACCGCCCCUCCUGCUGUAGGUCCAGCUGUGUUUCCAGCUGCUACAGGCCUACUUGCUGCAUCUCCAGCUGCUGCAGGCCCCAGUGCUGCCAGCCUGUGUGCUGCCAGCCCACCUGUCCUCGCCCCACCUGCUGCAUCUCUAGCUGCUGUCGCCCCUCUUGCUGUGGAUCCAGCUAUGGUUCCAGCUGCUGCAGGCCUACCUGCUGCAUCUCCAGCUGCUACAGGCCCCACUGCUGCCAGACCACCUGCUGCAGGACCACCUGCUGCCGCCCCAGCUGUGGUGUGUCCAGCUGCUGCAGGCCCCAGCCUACCUGCUGCAUCUCCAGCUGCUCCAGGCCCCAGUGCUGUCAGCCUGUGAGCUGCCAGCCCACCUGUCCUCGCCCCACCUGCUGCAUCUCUAGCUGCUGCCGCCCCUCCUGCUGUGGUUCCAGCUGUGGGUCCAGCUGCUGCAGGCCUACUUGCUGCAUCUCCAGCUGCUACAGGCCCCACUGCUGCCAGACCACCUGCUGCAGGACCACCUGCUGCCGCCCCAGCUGUGGUGUGUCCAGCUGCUGCAGGCCCCAGUGCUGCCAGCCCACCUGCCCUCGCCCCACCUGCUGCAUCUCUAGCUGCUACCGCCCCUCCUGCUGUAGGUCCAGCUGUGUUUCCAGCUGCUGCAGGCCCCAGUGCUGCCAGCCUGUCUGCUGCAGGCCCCGCUGUUGCCAGUCUGUCUUCUGUGGAUUUCCCAUCUGUUCCACUGCUGGGACCUGUGGCUCCAGCUGCUGCCAAUCAACCUGCAGUCAGACCAGCUGCUGCCAGCCAACUUCCAUCCAGACCAGCUGCUGCCAGCCAACCUGCCUCCAGACCAGUGGCUGUGGGACCGGCUAUGGCAUUGGUGGCAGCAUUGGCUAUGGCCAGCCAACCUCCAUCCAGACCAGCUGCUGCCAGCCAACCUCCAUCCAGACCAGCUGCUGCCAGCCAACCUGCCUCCAGACCAGUGGCUGUGGGACCGGCUAUGGCAUUGGUGGCAGCAUUGGCUAUGGCCAGGUGGGCAGCAGUGGAGCUGUGAGCAGCCGCACCAGAUGGUGCCGCCCUGACUGCCGCGUGGAGGGCACCAGCCUGCCUCCCUGCUGUGUGGUGAGCUGCACAUCCCCAUCCUGCUGCCAGCUGCACUAUGCCCAGGCCUCCUGCUGCCGCCCAUCCUACUGUGGGCAGUCCUGCUGCCGCCCAGCCUGCUGCUGCCAGCCCACCUGCACUGAGCCCAUCUGUGAACCCACCUGCUGUGAGCCCACCUGCUAA
Rangifer tarandus platyrhynchus (Svalbard reindeer) is the source of this 3105-nucleotide messenger RNA. NCBI's taxonomy places the organism in Eukaryota, Metazoa, Chordata, Mammalia, Artiodactyla, Cervidae. The record is from the annotation of a GenBank genome assembly.